This is a messenger RNA of Pecten maximus, 1681 nucleotides long. RefSeq lists its product as uncharacterized. The transcript is spliced from 3 exons. Lineage: Eukaryota; Metazoa; Mollusca; Bivalvia; Pectinida; Pectinidae. The record is from RefSeq and is a predicted model, not a curated record. Gene Ontology annotation, cellular component: plasma membrane. The coding region runs from base 334 to 888 and encodes 184 amino acids.
UACCGUGGUUAUAGUUUGAGGAUACCGGAUGUUAUUCACAUCCUCGAUUUACAUAAGUAAGGACAGUGUUAUAUCGAGGAACCGUCUAAAGGAGUUUUCAGUGUUAAUCGCCAAGUUGUGUAUUUCGUCAUAUACCUUUCUACGGAUUGUAGCUCUGGUAGGAGUGUUGAAAACAUAUUGUGUCUCUUCUUAGGUUUCGGAAUUACAACAUGAAAUACUUAUCAAUAUCCUUAUGUAAUGAAUAUUACACAGGACCAAGAUAUGUUGAGAUUAAUUAGAGUAUGAACUAAAACAUCGACCUUAUAUGAAAAUAUUCUAACAGACAUAUUCAAAAUGCCGGAAUUCUUCGACGCUCCGAUUCUGAUCAAGAUUGCAACUAUUUUGGAAGUUAUUGCCUUUGUUCUCAACGUAAUCGCCUUUUCAACGCCUUUUUGGCGUUCAGUCCAUUUUGAAGAAUUCCGUCUCUAUGACGAUCAGGGUACCCGACUGGAGUCUGCCAUUGCUAUUCAGGGUUUCGACGAGGGUUUAUGGAGACGAUGUAUUAAUAGUAUUUGUGCUGAUAUAGACGUAGCUGGACGGGAUUGGCUUCAGGCAGUCCGAGCGUUUGAGAGUAUCGGUCUCCUGGCGUCGUCUAUCGCCAUUGCAACCUUGCUGUGCUACAUCUUCAAAUCAGAUUUCAGGCGGAAGUUCCUUGUUUUUCUAGUGGCUGCAAUUUCUAGUAUUGUUACAGGUGGAUGCAUUUUGCUGUCAGUCCUUAUCUACGGUAUCUCUAUCAAGAUCUCUCUAUCCUGGUCAUUCGCUUUGGCAGUGGUCAGUGGUAUUCUUUACGGAAUUUCUGGAGCUUUACUACAGGGGACCUUCAUCAAAGAAGCGAAGGAACCAAUCUAGAGGAGGACACGUGUCUGUGUGAGAUGACGUCAUCUUACCUGAGAUACAUUUAGGUUAUAUACGUAUACACAGUGUGUAUCUUUGUUACAAUCGAACUAGUUAGAACAGAAAACUUCUCACGUCAAGCCACAAAGCAUGUACCUACGGAAGCCGAAUAGUACCAAUGAAAAAAAAUAACUUAGUUGGUAUCAUUAAAAAUAAAUAAAAAAUCUCGUAUAUACGAGUUUCUUUCUCGUAUAUACGAGAUUAUUUCUCGUAAUAACGAGUUUCUUUCUCGUAUAUACGAGAUUCUUAAUCUCGUAUAUACGAGAAAGAAACUCGUAUAUACGAGAAAUAAUCUCGUAUAUACGAGAAAGAAACUCGUAUAUACGAGACUGAAUGUCGUAUAUACGAGAAAGAAACUCGUAUAUACGAGAAAUAAUCUCGUAUAUACGAGAAAGAAACUCGUAUAUACGUGAUUUUUUAUUUAUUUUUUAAUGAUACCAACUAAGUUAUUUUUUUCAUUGGUCCUAUUCGGCUUCCGUAUGUACCAGUGGUUCCAAAAUAACAAAGAUUACCGAUGUAAUAAUGAAGCCGUAAUUCUAACUCUAUACUUGUUGAUAUAUCGAAGCUGUAAAGAAAUGGAAUAAAAAAGUAAACCAGCACAGGAAGAACUACAACAUAUUAAAGAGAAAAUCAAACGCUGAAUUUUUGACUUUCUAUAUCCAUGGCAGAGCUGUCUUUCAAAGGAAAAUAAAAGCUAAAAUAAGUAUCUUUUGUAUGUGCAAAAAUAAAGAGAAAUCGUGGUAACCAA